CACACAUACAUGCACUCAGAGGAAGAACCGAGACCUUCACUGUUAAACCAGCCGACCUCAAAGCUCCAUCACUGACAAGAGCCACAGCUGGUGUGCGAAGGUCAUAUGGAAGUGAACUAAAUGAAGGCAAAAGCACCCCUGUAAAUCAGCAACAAAAAGAGCAGGAAUACCUAUCCGAAGUAGUCACCAUGGAGACCAGCCAGCUUUCAGAAAUGGCUGAUCUAACAGACUGUAAAAUGGAUCCUGGGUGUACAGAGGACCAGACAUGCCAGUUCACUGAGGAGGUGGAUGAAUGUUUUGUCACAUAUUUCUCAGAGUGCCUGGAUACCACACAGAGCAAGCCCCAUGAAGAUCUGGAUGGGCCAGAAAACAAAGCCAUAACUAAUGAAUGUGAUAGCUCAGGUGAAUCUGAUGAAAGCAAAGACUCUCAAGAAGGCAUUAUGGCCAAGUUCAAUGAACAAGAUAAGCCACCUGGCAUAGAAUCUUUGGCCUUUGAGUCUCAUGAAGAGCCUUUUGUGAAUGACAAACCAGAAGAAGAAAUGGAAAUCAACCAUUUGGAUGAUGCCCAGGAGGAAGAACAUGAUAAACCUGAGGAGAGGGUAGAAUCACAAGAAGAAUCUGUGCUGGAAGCACAAGCAAAAUCAGUGCUUGAGGCACAAGAAGAAUCUGUACUGGAAGCACAAGAAGAAUCUGCGCUUGAGGCACAAGAAUCUGUGCUGGAAGCACAAGAUCAAUCAGUGCUUGAAGCUCAAGAAGAAUCUGUGCUGGAAGCACAAGAAGAAUCUGUGCCGGAAGCACAAGAAGAAUCAGUGCCUGAAGCACAAGAAGAAUCAGUGCUUGAAGCUCAAGAAGAAUCUGUGCUGGAAGCACAAGAAGAAUCUGUGCUGGAAGCACAAGAAGAAUCAGUGCCUGAAGCUCAAGAAGAAUCAGUGCCUGAAGCUCAAGAAGAAUCAGUGCCUGAAGCUCAAGAAGAAUCUGUGCUGGAAGCACAAGAAGAAUCAGUGCUGGAAGCACAAGAAGAAUCAGUGCCUGAAGUUCAAGAAGAAUCAGUGCCUGAAGCUCAAGAAGAAUCUGUGCUGGAAGCACAAGCAGAAUCACUGCUUGAUGUACAAGAAGAAUCAGUGCUUGAGGCACAAAAAGAAUCUAUGCUGGAGCAGCAAAUGAAUGAGCUGGUGAUUUCUGAAGUCCCCACUGAAUCUUGUCCGGAUAUGGAUCGAGAUGAUCUAAGCGACUGUCUGCUUGUGGAGAUGGCUAUCAUUUCAUCAGACAGUGAUGCUGAGGAGCCAUGGAGGACUUUGGGUCCACCAGCUGUCGACAACGAAGAGAUUGAAGACAACGGUGAUCUCUUGGGUAUGGAUGAGGCAGAGGUAAACUCAGAAGACCAAACAAGACAGGAAGACAAUGAAGUGAUUGAGAGCAAUGCUGAAUUUGAAGAUGAAGUUCUGGCUUUGAGCAUUAAUGAAGGUGAGAUUCUAGAACAACCAGAGUGUCCCACUGAAUGUGAGCUGCAAGAUAUUUCUUUGGACUCUUCAGCCCAUUACUGCAGUUUAUCCAAGAUUGCAGAGGAUGAGGAAGAGCUUGGUAAAACCUCAAAGCAUAGUCUUCAGCGCCUGUCCUGUUCAACUUCAGAGCUCGACAAAAAGUUGCCAAAAGACUUCUGCGUGGUUCAGGAAAUAAAGAGUGAGAAUGUCAGCACGGAGCAUCUGGAUUUCAGGGUGACUCGCAAGCAGUGGCAGAAGAUGGAAGAGCAAACAAAGGGUCUGGUGCACCGGCCAGUGAUGAGGCAGGCAUCUUGCCAGGGUGGACAUAGCUUCAUGUACACACCUGUCCGCAACAUUGAUCGCCCCAGAAGAGACCCUGACAUAGAGAGUCUUGGUCUUGGGGAUUACCAGUACACUCAGUUCAGCCCCUGUUCUGAGGACUCUGGUCUGGAUGACACAAGCUACAGAUCUCCUUACGAUGAACCAGAAACUCCAGUGGAGCGGGAGAUUCGCGAAGCUCUCGAGCGAGAGGAGAAUUUCAGACGAGAGAGGGCAAUGGCAAAGAUGUCUGCUGGUGACACUGUGCAAGUUAAACCCAGACCUGGUGGUCUUCCCCACAGCAGGUCAGAGCCUGGACAGAAAGGACGGACGUUUGACACACCAGAAGACAGAUGCAGGUCUCAGAGGUCUCCUAGUGCAAAAAAUCCAACUUUGUCCAUUAGCGCUUCAUCUGGAAGAAAUCCCACAUACCAUGAAAUGACCGCCAACAAUGUCAUUAUACUUGAGCCGGAUUCGUACCCCACCAGCCCUUGCAACCGAGCAAAAGGUGGGAUGCUUUCUCCAGGGACGAGCAGCUUCCAAGAAUGGCCAUCAGACAUGAAUAAUGUCAUUAUCCUGGAGACAUCAAAUCUCAUCAUUCGAAGUGCCUCAGAAUUCUGCCUGAGCACUGCAUGUCAAGAGACACAAGAGAGCACCUUUCAGAACAACCCUUUCUUCAAAUUGCGCUCCCACAGCACCCAGUCUCUGGUUGAUCAGGAGAUCAAGAUGGUGAGGCAAAGAGAAGAGGAGCUUAGAAGGCAAAGAGCACAACUAUAUGUAAAGGAGAGAUAUGACACAGUCCUCGUGUCCCCCAACCAACUGCAAAAUUUCACUUAUGAGAAACCAGGAGAGGUGCCAGCAAAAUCUAAGUCGUCCCCCUCAUCUCCAUCAAAGACACGCAAAAUGGAUCGCUCCGCUUUGUCUUGCGACCACAAGUUCCCUGAGGCACCGUACCCUCGAGUCCGACGGAAAAGUGCCCUGGCCCAGAGGUGGGAAGCAGGUAUCUUUGCCAAUCAUCAGCAACAAGACUGAAUGAUUUGCCUAAAUGAAGCAUCGAAGCACAAAUCAAGUUUCCAUUAAAUUAUAAGCAUGUGCAAAUAGUUUUAGAGUAAAACAUUCAUUACUAGUACAAACCUGGAACUAAAUAGGUGAGUAAAAAUAUUCAAGACGGACGUCAUACGUUUUUACAUUUUUUGGAUGCUAGUAUUUUCAAUCCUGGAUAUACUUUUAUAUUAUUGCAGAUGAAGAAUUUAUACCGUAAUGUAUUCCUAAAUUGCACUAUGUACAAAAAUUACGCCAAACAUUGAGAAAUUUAUUAUUCGAUUUCACAUUACAUAACAUGUUAUAAUAACCACACAGUGAAAAGCAGAAGCUAAAAUAUAUUAUAUAAAAUAUAAAAUAUAUUCAUCUUUGAUUUAAUCUGAUCAAAAGUGCAAUUUAAGACAAGAGAAGUUCGCUGCUUGGAAUGUCUAACAGAAUAU
Labeo rohita (rohu) is the source of this 3280-nucleotide messenger RNA. RefSeq lists its product as uncharacterized. The record is from RefSeq and is a predicted model, not a curated record. The coding region runs from base 189 to 2831 and encodes 880 amino acids. The transcript has 4 exons. Lineage: Eukaryota; Metazoa; Chordata; Actinopteri; Cypriniformes; Cyprinidae.